Klebsormidium nitens is the source of this 8364-nucleotide messenger RNA. The record is from the annotation of a GenBank genome assembly. NCBI's taxonomy places the organism in Eukaryota, Viridiplantae, Streptophyta, Klebsormidiophyceae, Klebsormidiales, Klebsormidiaceae.
AUGGAGCAAGAUCCCCGGCUCGCUGGCAUCGAGCCUGGUUUUGCGAAGCUGAUGGCCCAUUCCUGCUCCAUGCUAUCCUUCAUUCGCUCUAGUAAGAGCUCUUCUGUAUCGAAGCACUUUGUGUUGGGAGAAUUGACGGUUUCACCAGACCCUGCAAUCCCUACUCACCUGUCCCUUCCCUCUGGGGCCAGACUUCCCGCUCUUCUUUACCACAGCGGUUCCAAGAGCGAAGACGAAGCAGCGUCGGACACCCGUCGAGCGGUUCUGCGUCUCUUCAAGCCAGCUAAAGGAUCCUGUCCCUGGAUUCACAAGGGUAACUCGGAUGACCAGAAGGAUGUUGGAAGUCCACAAGCGGGAGAAGCUGCUGAGGGGCCUUCAAACCCUCCUAACGAAGGAAGGCCGGCGCGAAAGGUUUUCGCCACGUGCCAGGAACUCCAAGAAGCUCUCCACGACAUGGCACCAAUCUGGGACCUGGUACUUUCGACUGGGUCAGCUGGGUUUCCCUUCGGUGGCUCUGCGGAGGCCUUUGUGCACAUUGUGACGUCGUCUCCACCCAAAGCGGAAGCUCUUCUCGUGGCCGAACCGCACCUUCGUCGAGCAGUCUGGGGCUCGAUCAACUCCGCCCCCCGCUCCUACACAGACCUCUGCUACUCCACGGGCGUGGCCUUCGACUUUCAACCCGCCUCCUCCGCGCUCUCUUCCUCCUCAGCACUUCACAAAGACGCCUUGAAGGCGUCUCGAGGAGGAGGAGCGCAGAGCAACGGCGGCUCGCCGUUGGAAGCAGCAUCGAGCGCGCGUGAUGUCUUGCCCGCUGGUGCCUUCUACGCACGGUAUCGCCUGGUGACGGAGGCCGUGCUGGAGAAGGGGGCUUUGGACGAGUAUGCGGCAGAGCCAAGGAGCUGUGUGGGCUUUCCCGAGACGUUUCCCAGGGCGGCUGGUGACACUCGCCCGCCAGACUACCUUGGCGAGGAACUGCAGGAGAGAGUGCUGGGCGGGGGCCACACGUACCUCCUGCAGAUCCAACUGGCUCCUACUCCUCCCUCGUCUGCCGAGAGAGACCGCCUCCUGGACGCGACGCGCGUCUGGGACGAGACCUCUAGCCCCUGGCUUUCGUUUGCGCUUCUGCGCCUCUAUGCCGCCCUCACGGACCCCGACCCCAGAGCGCGCGCGCGCUUCGGCUCGGAGAUGGGGUUCAACCCCUGGCUGGCGCCGCCGGGCUUGGGCAUGCCCCUGGCAACGAGCGGGAAGCAGUCCGCGUCCCUGGCGCACAUGCGCUCGGUCGUGUACGAGCACUUCCACUGCGUGCAGACCGGGAAGCCGCUGCCCGCCGCCCUCCAGGAGCUGAUGGCCAAGCACGGCCCCGCUCAGCAGCGCCUACAGUCGCGAGCGUCGCCCGCUACCAUAAGGGCUGCUCCACCUUCGGCAGACGGUCGCGGGAACCCUGCUACCAAAGGUAGUCUGCAGAAACCCCUCGCCGCCAAUCCAAGUGAGCGAAGAAAUGGGAAAGAUACAGCGCUGCGUCGCCGGUGGGCUGCAAACACCUCAAUCGCCGUCAUUGGGGCCGGGAUCGGCGGCCUGACGGCAGCGCUGCGGCUCAAAGCACUGGGCUACACCAACGUGGCGGUCUUCGAGAAAGACGCGAUAGUGGGGGGCAAGUGCCAGGGCAUGGAAGUGGGAGGACUCUGGUUCGACCUGGGUGGCCAGUUCCUGGCCCGGGGCGUUAGCCCGACUGUCUUCCGGCUGGCUGCGGAGAUUGGAGCCGAGUGGCAGCCGCUCGGGGACGGAAUCCGCGGUGCCGUUGCUCUCGAGGGUGGCGGUACGGUACGGCCUUUCAAGGACUUACUGCGGCAAGCCACGAAAGCACGAAAAGUGGUCCAAGGUUUGAAAGAGGCUACAGAAGGAGCGGCCGACUCCUCUUCCUGGCUCGCCCCACUCAAGGGCGCUCCGGCCGCCUCCCAGAGCAUCACGCAGCUGCUGGCCUCCAAGGGCGUCUCCCCCGGGGAGCUCGAGCAGGCGCUUCUCGGGUUCACGGCCUCCGGAUACGGUUACCCGGUGGAGGCCCCCGCGCCGUACUUCUACCGCUUCGUCCAGUUCUCCAUUGGGCCGCUGCAACGCCUCAAGGCGGGCUACCAGGACCUGCUCGAGCGCAUGGCCGCCAGCGUGGGGAGCGUUACCUGCCACAAGGGAGUUCGAGAGGUGGUGCGGAGCGAGGGCGAGGGCGUCAAGGUCGUGUUCGAGGGAGGCGAGCAGAGGACGUUUGACAAGGCGAUCGUGACUGGGAGCGCGUGGAUGGGUGCCGCACCGCCGGAAGGCUGCAUUUCCUGGGAUCCGGCCGAGGCAGCCUUGCUGGCGGUGCCCCAGUUCCGGCUGUUCUACACCACCCUCGCCACCGUGACUGGCUGGGAGCACCGCUUUUUCCAGGGCUCCUACUUCAUCGAGCAUCACUGCACCGACCCGGCCACCAUCGGCCACUGCGUCGCUUUCCAGCGCUACCACGCGCAGAGCGACGUCUUUCUUUUCUGGUCCUACGGAGCUGCUGACGCACCUGCGGAUGACGUCAUUAGACUGCUACGUGCUGACGUGGCGGCAAUGCAGGGCUCCAUCGGCGAGGUGCACGUGCAGCGAGUGUGGAGGUACUGCUACCAGCUGCCGGCCGAAGAGAUUGCUGCCGGCGACUGGGUCCGCCGCUUCGACAACGACAUCCAGGGCAAGGGUUCCGUCUUCUACAUUGGGGGCGCCAUCUCGUUUGAGUCCACGGAGUGCACCGCCGCGGCAGCAGAGGAGCUCGUGGCCAGCCACUUUGCGCUCCCCGUGGAUGUCUCUUCGUCAGCAACCGGAACCCUGCCCAACGUCAAGAGGAGCCCAAGUCUGGCGAAGCGGGAACGCUCUCCCGGGCUGAGCGCUAUGGACCUUCAGAAGCCGGUGCCGCUGUUUCCGCCGGUCGAGGAAGCGGAGCUGGAGCUCCGCGCGCAAGUGAAGGCGCGGCGGCCGCCGCUGCUGCCGAGCGUGGACCACCACCUGCGCCACCAGGCGGGGGUGCGCGCCGACAAGGUCGCCUACCUCCACGUAGACCCGAAGUGCCACGUGGCAGCCGCCUUGACCUUUGGCCAGCUGGAUCGCGCUGCGGACCAGGUUGCGGGGCGUCUCGCUACUAAGGGCGCCACCAGAGGCGACCGGGUCCUGCUGAUGUUCCCCCCCGACCAGCCCUUGAAAUUCCUCCAGGCCUUCUUCGGGUGCAUCCGCGGGGGGUUCAUUCCGGUGCCGUUGGCGCCGGUAGAUCUCGGGGGGAGCCGGAAGCGGGUCGAGGAAGGGCAGACCAAGCUGGAGCUGAUUGCCCGGGACUGUGGUGCGGGGCUGCUGCUAACGACGGCCAAGGUGCUCCUCGCAAAGCGGGCGCAAGCGGUAGGGCGGCUGUGGAAGAAGCGGGAGGAGUCGGGGGUGCAACUAGAGUGGGUGGCAACGGACAAGUGGGCGCCUGUCCCGGCUUGGAAAGGAGACGGCCGGUCGCUCGAUGCGACAAUUCAAGCGCGGGAGCUUUCAAGUGGCACAAUCCCCGUUCCGCGGGGACAGUCCUCAGCCACUUCGAGCUUCUCCCCGUUCCCAGAACCCGAGGGGAAGCCCCAAGCAAACGGGUCCAGUGUGGUGGAAGGGUUGGGAAGCAAGGAGGCCCCCGGUUAUGGCAAGCCGUCCGGCGACGCCGCGCGGGGCGUGUGCUUCCUGAUGUACACCUCGGGCAGCACGGGCGACCCGAAGGGGGUCAUGGUGGGGCACGCCAACCUGAUGCACAACCUGGGCGUCAUGACCACGGUCUGGUCCGACGCCACGCGCUGCGUCUCGUGGCUGCCCCUCUGGCACGACAUGGGCCUCAUCGCGUCCGCCCUCUGCCCCGCCGUCUCAGGCGCGGCGGUGUUCCUCAUCUCCCCGCUGGCCUUCAUCCAGAACCCCCCUCUCUGGAUGCAAGCCUGCUCCAAGUUUCGGGGGACCGCCACGCACGCCCCGGCGUUCGCGCUCGACCUCGCGGCCCGCAAACACAACAGCAGCGGCCCGAGGCUGGACCUCUCCGCGCUUCGGCUGGUAGAUUGCGGAGCGGAACCCAUCUGGCCCCAGACUCUGCAGAGGUUCGCGGCGACGUUCGCGCCCGCGGGCCUGAAAGCAUCAGCGAUCAUGUGCGCUUACGGGAUGGCAGAGCACGUGGUGUACAUUUCGUCCCAGUGGGGGGCCACGUGCCGCAUCGAGAGCGGGCGGGUGAGCUGCGGGCGCGUGCAGCCGCCGGAACACGACAUUGAAGUCAGAAUUGUGGAACCUGCCACGUGCCUCGAGGCGGCGGAAGGCGCUGAAGGCGAGAUUUGGCUGCGAAGUCCGAGUGUCUGCCUGGGGUACUGGAACCGGCCGGAAGAGACGCAGAGGGUGUUCGGGGGGCGCCUGGAGGAAGAUCCAUUCGAAGGAAAUUUCCUCAGAACGGGUGACCUGGGCAAGAUCGUGGAAGGCCAAUUGUUCGUGACGGGACGCCUCAAGGACAUGCUCGUGGUGCGAGGACAUAACGUGUACCCACAAGACAUUGAGCGCGCCGUCCAAGACGCCGAAGAAACUUUCCUCCGCCCGGGGGGCAUCGUUGCGGUCCAGGCGCCCAGUGAGCCGGGCCAGCCCGAGGGCGUGCUGCUGAUUGCGGAGGCGCGUGACCCCGCGCGGUGCCCCGCGGAGCUGCCCGGGCGGAUCCGCGCCGCCGUGGCCGGAACGGCCGGAGUGGCCGUGGCCGGGGUAUACAUCCUUCCGCCCAAGACCCUCUCCAAGACCACCAGCGGAAAGGUCCGCCGAAACGACAUGCUGCAGCGAUGGGCGUCGGGCGAGCUAGACACGCUGGCCAAGGCAAAAUGUACGACCGCGCCGGAACCAGUCCAAGGGAACGCUGCAGAAGGUCCGCAAGGCAUUGAGCUCACCACCACCACCCGGGAGGGAUCCUCGGUCAAGACCGCGGCAAGCGCAGUGGGUGCAAAUCUUCCGUCGCCCGGAGCCGCGGAACGCCUCCAGAAUAUCUCCCGCCAGCUGUACCGAAUGACCCCUUUGGAAGAGUCCGGCGUUCCAUUCGACGGGAGCAGCCCGCUGGCGGAAGCCGGAAUGGACUCGCUGGCGGUAGCGGAGCUGGUGGGGAGGAUCGAGACGGAUCUGGGGCCGCGGUUGGACCUUGGAGACCUGGGAUUCGACCAGGGAUUCCUCACGCUGGACGCCCUCGCGGUGGAAGUGCUGAGAGCGACCGCCGGCGACCAGACGCCUGGAUGGACCGGCCUGAAAAGCGCCGGCCAUUUCGAGCCCCAGGAUGCGCUCGUUAACACCGUUGCGGCUGGAACGGAUCCAGCAACCAAAUCCUUUGGAUCACGUGGGCGCCGCGAAGUUCGGGAGGCCAUUGCGGGGCUGGUGGGAAUAGUCGACGGAGACGCCGCCUGGCACAGCCCGCUGGUGGAGCUGGGCUUCGACUCCCUGAAAGCCGCGGAAGCGCUGCAGGCGGUCAACGAACAAUUUGGCAUCGAGCUGGACUUCGAGACGGCGGGCCUGGCGGACGGUGGGGCGACCCCGGAGACGCUGGCCGACGCAGUGAUGGUCGCCCUCACGGGCGCCCCCAAGUCCGCACCACCAAACGCAGCGCAGGAGGAGGGACACGCGGCCGCGAGAGGUGGCCGCGCCUUGGUGCGCUCGGCCGGGCAGAUCGGACCCGCGGAUGCAGCGGACGGAACAGCGGACUCCGUCCCGCCGUCCGUCGACUUCCGGCAGGGCCAGCUGGCGAUGCUCCGGAUGCUGCCGACGGUGGAGAUGCGCCUGGCGGCGGCACGUGCCGCAUCGUUGGAGGCCGCGAAAGCGUACUUCUUCCUGGAAUCGGCGGCGGGUCAGGGAGAGGUGCUGCCCGACGGUCGGCCGCUGGAGGCCAUCCUGCUGGAGCGCAUCGAAGCAGGGAAGCCGCCAUCCGAGAGAAGCAGCAUUAGCCCGGGAAAGACGGACUCCUUUGCGUAUGGUGCACCAAAGGCCAGUGACAAGGCCUCACUGGAAGACCGGGUCGACAGGCCACUUCCGAAGUGGAUCCGACUUCCCGUCAUCCUGUUGCUCGCAAGCAUCGUUCCCGUGCUCGGUCUGGCCGUACCGGGCAUUCCUGCGGGCUUCAUCGUGAAGCAAACCUUCGCGGCCCACCUGCACCGGGCCCCCCGGGGCUUCUCCCCGGUCGCUCUGCGGGACGCCCUGCUGCUGGUUGCCGCGUACCUGGCAUACGUGCUGUGCCUUAGCCUGUGGGCGGUGCUCUUCAAGUGGCUCGUCAUCGGCCGGUACCAACCGGGCCGCUAUAGCCUAUGGGGCUGGUACCAUAUCCGAUGGUGGUGUGUCUACACGACCGUCGCCAUGGCCCGCAUCUUCACGCUCAACAUGACCGGCUGGCAGCAGGUCCUCGUCGGGCUGGGGGGCGCGCGCAUCGGCAAAGGCGUCACGGGGCUCACCCUGGAAACAGUGUCCGAGAUGGACCUCGUUUCGGUGGGCGACGGCUCACGUCUCGACAGCCGGGUCAAGAUCCGGGCCGCUUCCUUCGAGCCGGGCACGCUCAUCCUGCGGGCAGUCACCGUGCGCGCGCGCUGCACGGUUGGGACCAACGCCGUCCUGGGAGGCGGCUGCGAGCUGCGCGAGGGUGUCCACGUGGCACCCUUUACUGCCGUCGAUGCGGGCACCGUUGUUGAUGCCGAGCCAGACAAGGACUGUGCAGAAGAAGUGGGGAUGCGUUUUCAAGAAGUCAGCAAGACGGCUCACGUAUCCAUUCCCGUUGGUGCCGGAUCCGGCUACCACGUCCCCCUCGUCGUCGCGGCAGGCCGCUGGGUGACAUACGUGGCGGUCGUGAUCGCGUCAGCAGUGGUGUGCCUCCAGCCGUGCAUCGAAGUCGUCCACGUUGUGGCAACCUGGCACAGCUUUGCCACGUGGCCCUACUCAGUGCACCCCGUGCUGUGGGGUGUGCUCCUGGUGGGCCUUUACUACGCCUUCGUGACCAUGAUGAUCAGCUCCAGUGUCGUCGUCAAGUGGCUGCUGCUCGGAAAGGUGAGUCGCCCCAGAGAAGACGGUCAGAGCAGCGACAAGCGUCUGAAUGGGAGUCCGGAUCAGGCAAUCAAGCCUUUCGUCGCGUCUCAGAAGCAAGCAUGUGACGCCCCGCGAGUUCACUCGGGCGGCUGGUUCGCCACGCGGCGCUACGUCGUGGACGCGUUCAUCACGUUCGUCACCAGCUCCCUGGUGUACCAGCACCUCACCGUCACGUUCCUCGGGCCCUGGCUGAUGCGCGCGUACGGCGCGCGCCUAAGCCGGAGGGCGACUGUCAGCACCGGCGUCUACCCAUGCGCCGACCUGGACCUGCUCACAGUCGGCGAAGGGAGCGUCUGCGGCGGGGGGUGUGUUCUGGAUUUCCAAGCCUCUCAACAGGCCGGCCCCCUGAAGGAGCUGUGCCGCAUCUCCAUCGGCGCGCGCUGCAUCGUGGGGACCAAGUCGCACGUGGGCGCGGGGACCGUCCUCGAGGACGGGGCGUCCGUGGGGCUCCUCACGUACGUCCGGGACAACACGCACGUGCGCAGUCAGCAGGUCGUCCUUGGCCCCGACGCCAAAACCCUGUCGCGCGCCACGCCAGUUGACUUCAGCCGCGCGAUCGCGGGCGUGCCGCUGUGGCCUGUGGUUCUUCUGGACUCCUCCCUCUGGCUCCUCGUCGUGGCCCUCACCGGAGCCGCCGCCGGCGGCGUCGUCUUGGCCAUUCAUGCUGUGCGCAAACUGGGCGGGCCUCUGGCUGUCCAAGCUGUGCUGUGGGUCGCUUUGGCCAUCGGCAUCCACGCGUGCAUAGUCAUCUCUGUCUGCGGGGUAGCCAUCCUCAUCAAGUGGCUGCUGCUCGGCAACCAGCGCAACUACUCAGUUGUGGCGAGGAGCGAUUUCCGCAACCCGUUGCUGGCGCGGAGCCUGCUCUUCACCAACAUCUUCGUGCCGGUCCUGGCGGGAGGAGCGCUCAAGAGCACCCCCCUUGGCAAUUGGUUCGCCAACUGCCUGGGUGCCCGCAUCAGCACGUGGGCGUUCCUGCACGAGUGCUUCAUCUACGACCACGACUGGGUGACCAUCGGAGACGACUCUGUGGUGGACCGCUGGGCCACCAUCAGCCCGCAUAUCGUUUGGGACCUCGAGCGCAUCCGCUAUGGCCCCAUAACCAUCGGGACCCGCUGCAGCGUGGAGCCCGACUGCGCCAUCUUCCCUUGCACGUUCAAGGAAGGUGUGACGGUCAGGCCCCUGAGCCAUCCCCCGAUCAACGUGGAGAUGCGCAAGGGGACGGCGUGGGCGGGGGUUCCCGCGCGCAUAGUUGAGCAGCUGUGA